GGCGGCAGCAACAACAACAAUAACGGUGACGGGUCCGGUCUGGUCGGCAGCGGCGGCGACGACGACGACGACGACGGGAACAGUACGACCCUCGCGCCGCCCUUCACGUUCCAGGCCGGCGUCUUUGCCGACCCUCCCUGGGUCCCCGACCAGCACGACGAGCUUGACGACUUUGACAUCAUCAACAUCACGCACGCAGGCAUUGCCCAGACCGAGGCCACGGGCGGCGGCGAGGCCGGGCAGAGCAUCAUCGGCGCCUACGCGAUGCACCUCUACCCGCAGUCCACCUGCGACCCGGCGCGCUGGCACCGGAUGCGGCUGGACCUGCUCUCGAACCACACGGCCCUGUGGCUCAACGUCUCGCAGUACGCCCCGCAGGUCGCCGCCGCCGACGUGACGGGCCACCCGUUCGUCAUGGGCGAGACCAACUCGGUUAGCUGCGGCGGGCGCAGCGGCAUCAGCGACACGUUUGGCGCCGCGCUCUGGGGCGUCGACUACGUCCUCACGGCGGCGUCGGUCGGCAUCGAGAAGAUCUACUUCCAUCUCGGCGGCAACAGCGAGUACAGCAGCUUCACGCCGCUCGGUUACCCGUACAAGAACGAGACCCUGGAGGCUGGCAUCAGGCCCGGGUGGUACGCGCACUACUUCCUCGCGCAUGUCGUGCGGCCGCUUGUUCGGGGCGGUGGCGCUGGUGCCGGCGAGCGCUUCGAGAUCGCAGGGUUGCCCAGCGCCAACUCGAGCUCGCUGAGCGGGUUCGCCGUCUACGGUACUCCUCCCAUCGCUUCUCUGAACAGUACGAAACCCGGAGGCGGCAGCACUACUGCACCACGGACAAGACGAGCCACGGAGCAGCAGCAGCAGCCGGCCGGCGACGCAAAGACGCUCCGCAAGCUCGUCCUGCUCGACAUGGGCGUCUGGAACGGCACCGCGGGGCUCAGCAACCCGUCCACCCUGAGCGUCACGGACGGCACCGCGUUCAGCCCCGGCAGCCGCCCGAGCAGCACGUUCCGCGUGGCCACGCCCUGGUGCCCCGGCAGGAACGCCAGCGUGGUCCGGCUCCAGGCCCCCGGGACCAACGCCAAGAGCGAGGUCAGCGUCUCUGGGGUCACGUUUGAUCCGCUCACCGGAGACGUGCAAGCAUCAGCAUCAGCAUCAGCAGGAGGUGGGGGUUUGGAGAGUGAGGUGGUCAGCGUGGGUGAGAAGGGUGUGGUCGAGAUCGAGGUUGUGCGGGCGCAGGGCGUGUUGUUGGAAAUGAACGAUGUUUCGCCCUGCGGCGGCACGUCUCCUGGUGGUGGUGGUGGUGGUGGGAACGGCGGCACUGGUGCCGGGACGGGAGCUGCCGGGCGGAACGGGCCGAUGGCGGCAACGUGGUUGUUGGCUGUCGUCAUGUGUGCUGUUGGCACUUUCAUGUUGUAAAAGUAAACCAGGUUGCAUUGAAGGUGUGGCGUUCACAAGUGUCUUAACAUGUCUGUAGCACGAACUGACGAUUGGCCAU
Messenger RNA from Microdochium trichocladiopsis, 1495 nucleotides. RefSeq lists its product as uncharacterized. The record is from RefSeq and is a predicted model, not a curated record. NCBI's taxonomy places the organism in Eukaryota, Fungi, Ascomycota, Sordariomycetes, Xylariales, Microdochiaceae. The transcript has a single exon. The coding region runs from base 265 to 1416 and encodes 383 amino acids.